Molecule: messenger RNA, 2579 nt
Organism: Cyprinodon tularosa
Lineage: Eukaryota; Metazoa; Chordata; Actinopteri; Cyprinodontiformes; Cyprinodontidae
Product: ankyrin repeat domain-containing protein SOWAHA
Exons: 14
Coding region: 131-1252 (373 amino acids)
Molecular function (GO): protein binding
Source: RefSeq, a predicted model, not a curated record
CUCUGGGUGGAGUAAAGUUUAGACAUGUAGUACAGCUAAUUAUCCUAACGGUAUGGCAGAGUGGAAAAAGCUCUGAAAAAAGGCCAAUAUAGCCGCGGAAAAGGGGAUAGAAAGUGCCGGGGUCUCCAGGAUGGGUGAUGUGAGCGAAGAGUCGCUGCUGGAUUAUUUCUACUCUGCCGGUGGGAACUCCGGCAGAGUGAGAAACGCUGACAUCCUUAAGACAUUCAAGCCCUUCAUUGGCCACAGCGAGCCGCAGCGCCGCGCUAAAUACAGAGAGGAAUUCAAGCUCAUCAUUGACCGAAUAGCUGUGGUGAAGUCAGAGAAUGGAGAGAAAUAUCUCAUCCUAAAGAAGAAGUACAGACACUUGAUGCAGGAGCGGGAAACUAAACAUCAUGGGCCAGACGGAGAGCCAGAGAGACGUCAGAGCCCGGCCACUGCAGAGUGGGACACCCAGACAGCAUCACCCUGCAAGAAGGAAGAGCAGGAGGAGCCAAUGUCAUGUGGAGAACAUGAAGAAGAGGAGCAGCAGGCAGGAACAGACAACGUUCAGAACUCUCAGCACCCACCUUCCGCCGCCCACACCAGCGAGCCCUCGGCGCUCAGUAACGGGGAGGAUGAGCUGGAUAGGGAUUCGACAUCAAAGUCGGAGUCGGAGCAUGACGAGGAGUCCACAGGCAGCAUGGGCUCCACUUCUGUCGCUCUGGAUCCUACAGAGAAAGAGUGGAUCUACCACGCCGCCAGCGCUCGAGUGCCUGACCUCUCCCAGCUCCUCAGGCUGGAGCCCUCGCUUGUAAAUAAAAAGGACUUCACCUCGUUUACUGCUCUGCAUUGGGCCGCCAAACAUGGCAACAAAGACAUGGCAACGUUGGUGGCCGACGCCGGAGGCGACAUCAACAAUAAAUCACAUGGGGGAUACACACCUCUGCACAUUGCAGCCUUGCAUGGUCAUCGACACAUUGUUGAUCUACUCAUUGGAACUUAUGGGGCAAAAGAAAACGUGCGGGACUACAGCGGCCGUCUUCCCUUCCAUUAUCUGAGUGUCAAAGACCUCGAAGGUGCGCAGGAAGACUGCGACCUGCAAUUUCAAGUCGCUCAAGCCAGGGAGAGGAACAAGAAUAGGAAGUUGGUGUCGUUGUUCCACUCUAAGAAGAAGUGGGGUUCGGCGGAGGAGCUGGCUCCGAUAGAGGAGGAGAGGACGGCGUCCCAUCAGCUGUCCCUUCCUCCUUUUAGGCCCAGGAAGUUCUCCCGCUGAGGAGAAAAACAACUUCUUCACUUACAUUCACACGCAAAUAUGGACCAAAAGUAGUGCCGUAUAUCAUCUAUAAGAGCACCCUUAAACUCACACAAAACUAAACAGUUCAGAACAACUUGAACGAAGAAAGGAAACAAGAUGCUGCAACUUUAAAUCAGUUAAAAUCACUGCAAGUGCUGCUUUAUUUACAUUAUGCUUUUCACUGAAGUAUUUUGAAGUUUUUUUUAAAUGUUACUUUAUGUUACUUACGUAGCGUGUUACAGGGUCACAUCGGCUCAGGCUGCAUGAUUCUCAGAGCUUUGCUUUUUUAUUCAGAGUAAUUCAGGCUAAUUUGUUACGCUGGAGAUGAGUGAAACAAAUUUAAUUACUCUGCAGUAUUUUUACUCAGCAUUUUUACCUAAUUGAUAUUUGUGGAAAAAAAAAAAGAGGAGAAAACAUGUUUAAGUUGAUUAAAUUUGUAUAGCAUUGCAGCAUUAAUGAGUGUAAAAACACAUUGGUCAAUUCUUGAAAAAUGUUUAUUAAAUUCACUACCCGUUUUAAACAUAUAGUGUUUAAAAAUUUAGGUAAGUUGGUUUUCUUAAAAUAGGUGUAUUUUCUCUUGAUUUCAGCAAAUGGUAACAUAUGUCAGGGGAAAAAGAACAUAUAUAAGGUUAAAAAAAAAUGUUAAAGGCAAAAUUAAUGAUUCCACUGCUCAGAUUAAAGGCAAAUACACUAAUUUUAAAAACUUUUAACUCAUUUUUAAAUACUUUAGUAAAUAUUUGUAAAUGAAAAUCCAUUUUAUUUUACAAAAAAAGAUAUAAUCCACUUAUAACAUUAGCUUUAUAAUCAUCAUCUGGGAAUCCAAGUAAAAUAAUAAUAAUAAAAAAACAGCUACUUUCAUGCGAGACGAAUCAACUUUGUUUUGUAUGAAAGACAAAACGGCUCAGAAAUAAAACCUGUAGAUGUUUUCAUCAAUAAAACAAGGGGAACUAAAAGAGGAAAGGAAAAUUCGUCAUUUUAAUAUUUAACAUUUUUAAACUUUGAUUUAAAAUUAUUUUUGAAAUGUGAACUUUUUGAGAAACUUGUGGAGAAAAAAACCCCCAAACAACUAUCCUGGAUUACAGAUCUGUUCAGUUACGUAUUUUAGUUAGUUAGUUAUUUUUAGUUGCUGUUCUUUAAAGGUCCAGUUGCCAUGUUUUUUCUGCAAACCGAUUAUUGUCACUGUUUUUAUUUAUUAUAAAACUGAAUCACCAUUGGUUGCAUUUUUAUCUUGUGUAUUCUGUAUCCCGCUGUUCACCAUAUUUAUACGAUACAAAUAUUUUUGAAUGAAGCUUUCUUUUGUAUGAAA